AGUAUAAUUACUUACAGUCUGUAUCAGAAGUAAAAAACUUAAAAUCGUAAUCACUCAUUCAUUCACUUACUAACGAAAAGCUAUUCAAAAGCAAUUCAGUCUUCAAUUGAUAACCGAAGUGAAAGGAAUAAUAAAAUUAAAAUGAGUAAAAUUCUUUUCGUGACUACGUUUGCUUUGAUUGUGAUUGGUAUUGCACCGAAAGUUAGCGGAUUGAAGUGUUACGAAUGUAAUUCAUUUAAUAAUACGGAUUGCCUUGAUCCAUUCGUUCAUUCUAAUGCUGAAGGAUUUUAUAACGAAUGUUUACCGAUUAAUAAAGAUAUAAAAUCAAUUACAAAUGAGGUAGAGACGGUGGAAGCUCGAUGGUGUAGAAAAUUAACUCAAAACGUCUAUGGUAAAAUUCGAAUUAUUCGAUCAUGUGGAUUCAUAAAUGAAACAGAGCAAAGCGAAAAUGUAGACAAAUCAUGCUACAAAAGUGCUUUUACAUCACAUGUCAGUUCAAUAUACUGUGCUUGUGCUGAAGAUGGUUGCAAUUAUGCAACUCAUAAUAUUCCUGUGAAUUUCUUAUUUUUAAUAACGUCACUAAUUGUUAUAAGACAUUUUUUGGAACAUUGAAUUGUGUAUUAAAAAUGAAGUAGAAAUCGUCAGUUUUUGUUCAAAAAUAUUCCAAUAAUAUGUAGAUAGGAAAAUGUGGUGUUAUGUAUUAUUUUCGAAGGUUAUAAAUGAAACGAAAAAGAGAAAUAAUUAUAUCUAACGUUUGCAAGAACUUUUCUUUUUACAUUAACUGUUAAAAGCUAUGAUGGUAGCUAAAGGAACUAAAAUUUCUUUAAUAGAAAAUGACUUUUUAUUAUAUCUAUUCGAAGAU
Clunio marinus is the source of this 862-nucleotide messenger RNA. Lineage: Eukaryota; Metazoa; Arthropoda; Insecta; Diptera; Chironomidae. The record is from the annotation of a GenBank genome assembly.